Molecule: messenger RNA, 618 nt
Organism: Ctenopharyngodon idella (grass carp)
Lineage: Eukaryota; Metazoa; Chordata; Actinopteri; Cypriniformes; Xenocyprididae
Gene: rps27l
Product: ribosomal protein S27 like
Exons: 4
Coding region: 183-437 (84 amino acids)
Biological process (GO): translation; ribosomal small subunit assembly
Cellular component (GO): cytosolic small ribosomal subunit; ribosome
Molecular function (GO): structural constituent of ribosome; RNA binding
Source: RefSeq, a predicted model, not a curated record
AUGUUGUCAGGUUUUAUAGGGGCUAAGGUAUAAAGGAGUGUUUUAUUGUGGAGCAUGCCUGGGCAUGUCUGAUCAGAUUUGCUUUAUGAAGCUGCGCGUGGCAACCCAGCAGUUAUCCGAGCGAUUCAGGAUCGAGGACAGCAGCAGACACACACGAAUGCGAAAAUCAGCAGCUUCCGACCAUGCCUCUGGCCAAAGAUCUACUCAACCCGUCCUUUGAUUUUGAAAGAAGGCAGCAUAAGAAGAAAAGGCUUGUGCAAAGUCCCAACUCGUACUUCAUGGAUGUAAAAUGUCCAGGUUGUUAUAAGAUCACAACUGUGUUCAGUCAUGCGCAGACGGUUGUGUUGUGUGUUGGGUGUUCAACAGUGCUUUGCCAGCCAACAGGAGGAAAAGCGAGGCUGACUGAGGGUUGCUCUUUCAGAAGAAAGCAACACUGAGAAGGAUGAAGAAGGAAUGAUGCUUUGAAUACAAAGAAAUUGUGCAACUUCUUAAUGCCUUACUUUUUCAUUGAUUACAAUGAAUGAACUUUAAAUGUGAUUAUGAAUGAUACAUGGCAGGUUCUUUCUACCAUGUUAUCGGUUCAGUGGUUCUGAAUAAAGAUUCUUCUGCAUGAUACAA